GCGAAGUUUCUUCUAUUGUACUUUAUUUGUUCGACUUAGAUUUUAUUGAAAUGGUAGUUUUAUUGGAGUACAUAUUUUUUCUCUGUGGAAACUGCUUGACCGAGUUACAUGGUUUGGGUUUUCAGUCAGAAAGGGAGGAUAGUAGAAUCAACAUCAAGGUCAAAAGGCAGCUUAAGAAGUCGGAGUCCUCGACCAAGAUAUGAUGAUGAGAGGCGUAGUCGGAGCCGUUCUUAUGAAAGUGUCUACCCUGCUCGUCGUACCCCUAAUCCUCGGAGGAGCCCCUCUCCUCGCAGGACACCUCCAUCUAGGGGUGGGAGUCCUGAUGGACGCAAUCACAAAGAAUGCUCACCUACUCUAAAAAGUGUUUCUCUGUGUGGUAGACCUGCUGAUUCUCAAAGCCCUUCUCGACAUUCCAAUACUGAUGAAUAGGGAGUGAUAUAGUAUGUGAUGAAUCUUCAGCUCGUAUUCUACUCGUCGUACUGUGUGUAGUUGAAACUGCUUCGGGGGAGGACAUCUUGAGAUUUUCAAUGUUGUUAUCAAAUCAUUGAAUGCUAGAAUUGAUUGCUCAGGGCUGAU
Molecule: messenger RNA, 576 nt
Organism: Camellia sinensis
Lineage: Eukaryota; Viridiplantae; Streptophyta; Magnoliopsida; Ericales; Theaceae
Source: RefSeq, a predicted model, not a curated record